This is a messenger RNA of Aegilops tauschii subsp. strangulata, 3605 nucleotides long. RefSeq names its product phosphatidylinositol 4-kinase gamma 7. The record is from RefSeq and is a predicted model, not a curated record. Lineage: Eukaryota; Viridiplantae; Streptophyta; Magnoliopsida; Poales; Poaceae.
CCAACUCUCCUCCCUCGGCGCCGUCUGAGGUCGCCGCCGGGAGAGCCCACACAGCCACCAAGGAUGGUGGCGACGAGGCAUCAUCGCAUGACUUCAAUUUUUGGUUGUUGGGUGCGUUAGGUCUAGUUGGCCAUCGACACCAUGGCGAAUGUGUUGCGGCCUCUGCUGGUGGUGACAAUGGCGGGCAUGGCUUCCGGCAGUGUGUCAAGGUGCUUCUGGCAUCAGAGGUGGCACUUUUCCGGCCGUCUGUGCCUCUAUAAUCCUUUGGCUGGAGUGUUGGUGGUCUGCGGCCUCUCAACACAACAUGAAUCUGGUAUUCCGCCUCCCUCCCCCUCCCUCGACCAUCCUCGACCAGAUCUGGAUGUUUUCCUUAUCGCCUCGUUCUCCUUGGGGUGGUCGGGGCUGGUUAUUUUUUGUCAUCCUGGACUUAUGUUGUCCCCCUCGGGUCAUCGGUAUCAACCUCCAUAUUUUUGAGGUUGAACUGAUCCCUCCAUGGACCCCCCCCCCUCAACCAUCCUCGACCAGAUCUGGAUGUUAUCGCCUCAUUCUCGUUGGGGUGGUCGGGGCUGGUUAUUUUUUGUCAUCCUGGACCUAUGUUGUCCCCCUCCAGUCAUCGGUAUCCACCUCCGUAUUUCUGAGGUUGAACUGAUCCCUCCCAUGGACCCCCCUCGACCAUCCUCGACCAGAUCUGGAUGUUUUCCUUAUCGCCUCGUUCUCCUUGGGGUGGUCGGGGCUGGUUAUUUUUUGUCAUCCUGGACUUAUGUUGUCCCCCUCCGGUCAUCGGUAUCAACGUCCAUAUUUUUGAGGUUGAACUGAUCCCUCCAUGGACACCCCCCCCCCUCGACCAGAUCUGGAUGUUUCCCUUAUCACCUCGUUCUCCUUGGGGUGGUCGGGGCUGGUUAUUUUUUGUCAUCCUGGACCUAUGUUGUCCCCCUCCGGUCAUCGGUAUCCACCUCCAUAUUUCUGAGGUUGAACUGAUCCCUCCCAUGGACCCCCUUCCCCUAUCUUCAGUCGACGGGGUGGUGUCUGAUUCGGUAGUGCAAGAUUGUUUGGGUGUGCAGCGUUUCCACUGUCACGUUCCUCCAAAGCAUGUGAUAUGCUCGUGCAUGAUCUUAUUAUCCAAAGGUUGGGCUCAUCGGGUUUCGUAACACCUUCCCAUUGAAGCUUUCUGUUGCUUUCUAUCUAACGUGGAAGAUGGAGUCUGUUGCCUGAUGAUUGCUACCGUGACACCUUUCUCGCACUCUAGCACAGUGUCAUCUGCAGAAUUUGAAAGGCGCAAGAGAGCAAUUCCUUUGUUGUCUGCCAUGUCUCGCAACUUGAAGAGCCCUGUCCAGACCCAGAUGGGAGUUUCAGCCUUGAGCAGCUCGCUGAUCGGUGAUUACCCUGCCAAAACUAGAAGCGAGGGGAGGGCUGUUGGAUGGAAACGUGUUUUUGUCCAGACUGACACUGGGUUUGUACUGCCUGUUCAACUAGAUCGUGGUGACAGUGUACACACAGUCAAAAGAAAGCUGCAGGUGGCCCUCAAUGUUCCCACUGAGGAGAGUUCUCUGACACUCGGUGAUCAUGUCCUCAAGAAUGAUCUCAGCAGCAUCCGAAAUGAUUCCCCACUGCUCCUGACCAAGACCUUCAUGCAUCGGAGUUCCUCCAGCCCAUGUCUAUCUCCUACAAGCAAGGAUCUCCAGCAGCAAAGGGAUAGGGGCGGUCCAAUUGAAGUUUUAGUAUGUCCAACCCGCUGCAUUCAGGCAAAGCAGCUUGUUAAGGAUGUUGCUAGGGCCAUAAGAAACGGUGUGGAUCCAAAACUUGUCAAUAGUGGGCUUGGUGGUGCCUACUAUUUCAAGAACAGUAAAGGUGAGAAUGCUGCCAUUGUGAAGCCAAAUGAUGAGGAGCCAUUUGCACCCAACAAUCCAAAAGGUUUUACUGGGAGAGCCCUUGGGCAGCCAGGCCUCAAAAGAUCAGUUCGAGUUGGUGAGACCGGUUUUAGAGAGGUUGCUGCAUACCUUCUGGACUAUGAUAACUUUGCUAAUGUCCCCCCGACAGUUCUUGUCAAGAUUUCACAUCCUGUAUUUAAUGUGAAUGAAGGCGUCGGCUCUACCAACAAGAAGGCUUCUGUGGGUGAUCCGCGAACUGUCAGUAAGAUUGCCUCAUUUCAGCAGUUCGCUCCUCAUGAUUUUGAUGCUAGUGACCUUGGCACUUCAAGCUUCCCUGUAGCUGCUAUUCACAGGAUUGGUAUUCUUGACAUCCGAAUCUUCAACACUGAUAGACAUGCUGGAAAUCUUCUGGUAAGAAAGGUGACAGGAGCAGAUCAAUUUGGAAAUCUGACUGAGCUGAUUCCUAUUGACCAUGGUCUCUGCCUGCCAGAGUGUUUAGAGGAUCCAUAUUUUGAAUGGAUUCACUGGCCGCAGGCGUCAAUCCCAUUCUCUGAGGAUGAGCUUGAGUACAUAGGGAAACUUGAUCCAGUGAAAGAUGCUGAGAUGCUUCGCAUGGAGCUGCCUAUGAUCAGGGAAGCGUGCCUCCGUGUGCUAGUCCUCUCAACCAUAUUUCUGAAAGAAGGCACAUUAUUUGGUCUUUGCCUUGCGGAGAUUGGUGAGAUGAUGAGCAGGGAAUUUAACGGGAUGGAUGAUCAGCCAAGUCAGCUAGAGGUUGUCUGCAUGGAGGCAAGGAGGCUAGCAACUGAACGAGAAGAAUGUUCCACAGAACAUGAUUCUGCAGAUGAAGAUGUGACCCAAUUUGAACUUGACUGUGAAGAUCAUGAAAUGCCAAAAACACCACCAGCCUACCAUUUUGAAUUUAAGGGGGGAAGCUCCAGAAACCCGCUGUCUAAAUUGGAAGAGGCCAUUGAAGAAGAGGAAGAUGACAUUCAGGAAGAGGAAGAAAGCAAUGCAGAAAAGUUAGCUUGCCCCAAGCCUGUCAAUAAGUGGCUUCCUAACAUUUCCAAGCUAUCAACCUCACUGAGCAGUGUCAGUCUCAUGGACAAAAGCCAGCGUCAGGUGCCUGCUAUUCCGAAGGGUGCGGAUUCUGUGAAAACCUCUGAAAACAACCAAGUUGGUAACUGGAGGACCGCAAAUGAACAGCUCCCAACAAGCGCAAGCUUUGUGAAGCUUGCCGACAUGGGUGUGGAUACAUGGGGCCUGUUCCUUGAGAAGUUCCAGGAGCUGCUCCCUGGCGCAUUCCGCGCGCACAAGCUCGGCGCCACCGGGCAGAGGGGGAGGCUGAGGAUGGGUACUUCUUGUCAGUUUUGAGUUAGUGCAGGAGUAGAGAAGUCAGUUUGGUCAAGGUAUGUGGUCGGUCGUCGAAUAAAGCCAUCCUUUACAAUAGGGUUUGAGCGUUGAAUAUGCCUGCUUCAGAGGUCCAUGUUCAGAUGAUGGCCUUUCCUGUACAUAGUUUUCCUUCUUCUUUUUUCCUUUUUUUCUUUUCUAGCUAGUUGCCUGGAGGAGGUUGGGAUGUGAUGUCUGCCCAGUUCUUGGCCACCCAAUUCCUCCAUGCAUGAUAUGCAUUCAAAGGUGCCAUUCAAAUAAAAUAGACAUGCAAGAAAAAGUUUCUGGUGUGGUAAUUAAACAUUGUCCAGAUUUCAGAGUAAUGUUAUAUUUCAACUUGAAAGGUUUUUA